AUGAGUGAAUCUACAACAAAACAAAGAGUGGUUCUUUUACCAAUUGAUGGGAGUGAACAUGCUGAACGAGCGUUUCAUUGGUAUUUGAAUAAUAUGAAGAGUUCAAAUGAUAUUGUGAAGUUUGUUAAUAUUGUUGAGCCAGUUUAUAAUACACCUGCAGUUGGAUUAACAAUGGAAACUCCACCAUUAACCGAUAUUACUAAAAUAAUGCAAGAUAGUAUUGAUAAAGGCAAGUUAUUGGGAAAAAAAUAUAUAUCUGAAGCAAAAAAAUAUGAUAUAAACUGUCAAGCAUUUCUUCACGUAGACAAUCGACCUGGUGCAGCUAUAUUAAAAUCAAUAGAAGAUCAUAAUGCAAAUUUGAUUAUAAUGGGAAGUAGAGGUCUUGGUGUACUUCGACGUACUUUUCUUGGAAGUGUUUCUGAUUAUGUGUUACAUCAUGCUCAUAUACCAGUUGUAAUUGUUCCACCAAAAUAAUUUUUUCAAGAAAAAAAAACCUUGAUAAUAUUUACUCUUUAAAUUAAAAUAUAAAACAUGUACCAUGUAAGAUAUAUUUUGCUAUGAUUAUACAACAUUUUAUAAGUG
This is a messenger RNA of Schistosoma mattheei, 582 nucleotides long. NCBI's taxonomy places the organism in Eukaryota, Metazoa, Platyhelminthes, Trematoda, Strigeidida, Schistosomatidae. The record is from the annotation of a GenBank genome assembly.